Messenger RNA from Alternaria burnsii, 1566 nucleotides. Its product is annotated as mate efflux family protein. The transcript has 2 exons. Gene Ontology annotation, cellular component: membrane. Gene Ontology annotation, biological process: xenobiotic detoxification by transmembrane export across the plasma membrane. NCBI's taxonomy places the organism in Eukaryota, Fungi, Ascomycota, Dothideomycetes, Pleosporales, Pleosporaceae. The record is from RefSeq and is a predicted model, not a curated record. Gene Ontology annotation, molecular function: xenobiotic transmembrane transporter activity; antiporter activity. Bases 1 to 1566 code for a protein of 521 amino acids.
AUGGGCUACGAAGCAAACAAGUACCGGUCCUGGCUACCAGACUUUUUCAAAAGGUCGACGCAGGACGAUGCCACGCCCGACGAACGAACAUCACUUCUUCCGGAUUCGCGGCAUGAGGAGUGGUCUACGGGUGAAACGUACGAGCUCGAGGAUGGACAGGCGUCCAAGACCCAACUCGUCCUCCAAGAGUUUUGGAUCCUGCUCAAAGGAUCACUGCCAGUGGUCGUAGCAUACGCGCUGCAAAACUCGCUGCAAACAGUAUCUGUCCUCAUUGUCGGCCGCCUCUCACCAGAGGCAUUGGCUACCGCUGCCUUCUCGUACAUGUUCGCCAUGGCGACUGGUUGGCUCGUCGCUCUUGGUGGCACGACCGCGAUCGACACACUGGCGUCUGCCAGCUUCACAGGCAGCAAGAACCCGCAUGACCUAGGUAUUAUUCUCCAACGAGCGUACGUCAUGCUCCUGCUCUUCUACAUACCGAUCGCUAUCGUGUGGUUCUGCUCUGAGCCACUCUUCAAAGCUCUCGGUCAAGAAGACUACAUAGCUCGAGACUCGGCGAGAUUCCUUUCCGUGCUCGCUCCAGGUGGUAUUGGUUACAUAUAUUUUGAAGCAUUAAAGAAAUACAUGCAGGCCCAGGAAAUCAUGAGACCUGGAACAUAUGUCCUCCUCAUUACCUCUCCCCUCAGCGCCGGCUUAAAUUACCUCUUCGUAUACACCUUCAAGAUGGGACUACUCGGCGCUCCACUUGCAACCGGCAUUGCAUACUGGGCAUCCUUCCUUUUGCUGCUCGCAUAUGCGCGCUUCGUUGACGGGUGGCAGUGCUGGGGAGGCUGGGAUCGCAAGUGCCUGCAGAACCUUUGGACUUUCUCCCGACUUGCUCUCCUAGGCGUGAUACACGUCGGUACAGAAUGGUGGGCAUUUGAGAUUGUUGCGCUUGUAGCAGGAAAGCUCGGCACUAUACCACUGGCUGCGCAGAGUGUUAUCAUGACUACAGAUCAAGUCAUGAACACCAUUCCCUUCGGAGUUGGUGUUGCUACCUCGUCGCGUGUCGGAAACCUUCUCGGCGCAAGGAACGCCAAAGGCGCAGCUAGAGCUGCCAACACAGCCGCCGUCCUCAGCAUGUUACUCGGCGCACUUGUGCUGGCCGUUCUUAUGGGAGUCAAAGACUUCUAUGCCAAGAUCUUCAACGACGACGUGGAAGUCAUCAAGCUCACUGCAAAAGUAAUGCCCUACGUCGCGCUCUUUCAAAUCGCAGACGGACUCAAUGGCAGUUGUGGCGGAGCUCUCAGAGGCAUGGGCAGGCAACAUAUUGGAGCAACGGUAAACAUUGUUAGCUACUACUGCGGAGCUUUGCCAUUGGGCAUCUGGCUUGCUUUCCACGGCUGGGGCCUCGGCGGUUUGUGGGUCGGUCAAUGCAUCGCGUUGUACCUUGUCGGAUUUGCAGAAUGGGCGAUUGUUGCUUGGAGUAACUGGGAUUACCAGGUCAAGAAAGCUUUCGAAAGAAUGGAUUCAGAUGACAGGGCAGAGUUGGGCGUUCCUCCAGAGGAAGCUGCGCCGGUACACAGGUAG